This is a messenger RNA of Williopsis jadinii, 1866 nucleotides long. Its product is annotated as SNG1 family protein. The coding region runs from base 1 to 1866 and encodes 621 amino acids. NCBI's taxonomy places the organism in Eukaryota, Fungi, Ascomycota, Saccharomycetes, Phaffomycetales, Wickerhamomycetaceae. The record is from RefSeq and is a predicted model, not a curated record. Gene Ontology annotation, cellular component: membrane. The transcript has 2 exons.
AUGAGUGUUCCAAUUCUUAAUCAACCAGGCACUCACACUUAUAGAUCCACUUUUGAAUUAUUGAUGGCACAGUUAAGAAACUCUAGAACAUCGGAAGCAGAUGAGAUUACAAGCCUGGCACCAGAUAUAAUCGAAGGGCAAAUCCUACGCGAUGACCCAAUACUCUCAAACGUCAUUUCAAGGGCUAUUACCGGCACUCGUGAAGAAUGGGAUGAGGUACGUGCUUUACAGGCCGAUUCCAAUCUUGAAGAACAGGCUCCACCCCCUGCACUUAUACAGAGACGUCGCUCAACGAUUUCAAGGACCAUUAGAAAUAGUCGACAGAGAAUUGAAAAGUUUGGUUGGUAUGAUGAUGAAUUCAAAAGAGAGAGGAUAAAGGUAUAUUCGAUAUUUGUUAGAAAUUACCUGUUGGUUAGUGUCAUCCUGAUUGUUGCUCUAGGGUUCAUGUGGGGGACAUACUACAAUAGACAGUACCGAUAUGUCGACAUGAAGAUGCUCAUUGUCAGCGAGGACGAAGUUGCCAAUGGUAUUGUUCCCAUUAUCGGACCAUCUAUGAAUGCAACUGCCCACAUCGAUGGCGUGGCACAGAGAGGUGGCUGGGAGUAUGUCACGAGGGAUGAGUUUUUACAACAUGCUGCUGACAGAAACAACACCAUUGAUGAAGAGAUAUUUAGACUUGUACACCAUCAACUCUACUGGAGUGUUCUCCACGUCAAACCGAAUGCUACGUAUCAGAUCUAUAAGGCGAUUGUGAAUAAUGAUACCUCUUUUAUGAUGAAUGGUACUUUGGUUGAGGUGUUCUUCGAGACAGGACGAGAUAUUGUCACUGUUUCAUCAUAUACUGUUGCAUUCCUGAACGUUUUUGAACAGAUAUUCUUCAAGGUGAUUCGAACACAGUUUUACAGACUUGUUUCUCAACUGCCUCAGGAUUCUUUACCAAAUGCAGCCUUUUUCUUUGCCCAACCUAUAACGUUUAAUUUCAACGACUUGAGGCCAGCAUCUGUGAUACUCAUGGCACCAUUACAAAUAGGCUUGGUUUACAUUGUUAUAUUUGCCUUUUUUCUCAUGACAAUGACCAUUCCUAUUCAAAUAUACCUUGCAUCUAUCGUGAAAGGGCUUAGAUUUCUUUUAUUCAGAUUCUUUUGGACUCAGAUGGCAAACUUGACGAUAUCACUUGCAUACGUGGUGUUAAACAUUGCGUUUGGUGUCACUUACAAAGCUGCCUUUGGUCGUUCUGGUGCUUUAGUAUUAUGGGCUGUUGCAUACUUAACCAUCGGUUCACUGGCUGCACUAAAUGAGAUUGUCGCAUCACUUUGUUUCCUCCACUUCCCAGCGUUGAUCGGUGGUUGGUUAUUAUUCUUAGUGGUUGUCAACGUUGCUCCAACAACAUCGGCUAUGGUACUGUCAAAUCACUUUUACCGUUAUGGAUACGCGAUGCCCAUCCAUAACGCCUACGACCUCUGUACGGUGAUCUUCUGUAACGUUUAUAAAGGUAAGAUGGGCAGAAAUUUUGGCAUUUUAAUUGCCUGGUUUGUAUCCACCAACGCUUUAGCACCUUUUAUCUUGAUUUAUGUUGCAAAGAAGAGGGCUAGAAUGGCAGCUGAAGAUGCAGAAAAGGCCAAACUGGCUGAGUUAACACCAGAACCUAGACGUGCUAUUAGCAAGACAAUUGGCCAUGACACUUCCAAUCAAAGUUUGACGGCUGAUACGGAUGCAGAUACUGACUUAUACACCACUGUCGAGGCAACUAGUGAAACAACAGACAAGGACAGUGUCAUUAGACCAGCUGUUGGUGAUGGCAAGCUUGCCACAUCUACAUCAUCAGAUGUAGCACCAUUCCAAACUAUAAAGGGCACAACUAAAUAA